This is a messenger RNA of Colletotrichum higginsianum IMI 349063, 1239 nucleotides long. Its product is annotated as FMN-dependent dehydrogenase. The record is from RefSeq and is a predicted model, not a curated record. NCBI's taxonomy places the organism in Eukaryota, Fungi, Ascomycota, Sordariomycetes, Glomerellales, Glomerellaceae. The coding region runs from base 1 to 1239 and encodes 412 amino acids. The transcript has 2 exons. Gene Ontology annotation, molecular function: oxidoreductase activity; FMN binding.
AUGGCCGACUCCGGUGACGGCGACGAACGCGCCCCUUACUCUGCAUACGCCGUUAGCAUCUACCAAAAUGGCAUCAUCUCUGGCAAGAUGCCCAUCGUGACAACUGAUCCCAAUGGCCUGCAAGCCCAGGCCAAGAAGGCACUGGGCCCCGAGGCCUUUGGUUACGUCUUCGGGGGGGCCGGAGAGCUGUCCACGAUGGAUGCCAACCGCCUGGCCUUCCGCCAGUGGAAGAUCGUGCCUCGCUUCCUGAGACCGAGCAAUCCUCGAGAUCUGAGAACUGAGCUGUUUGGCGUGACUUAUGAAUCUCCUGUCCUGAUGGCCCCCAUCGGCGUCCAGGGCAUCUUCCACGCGGACAAGGAGACAGGCUUGGCGGCGGCCUGCGCAGAGCUCAGAAUUCCGUACACCCUCAGCACGGCAGCGACCUCAACAAUCGAGGAGGUCGCCGAGGCUUGCGGCGACCAGCACCGUUGGUUUCAGCUGUACUGGCCCAUGGACGACGAGAUCACGGGCUCCAUCCUGCGCCGCGCAAAGGCCAACAGCUACAAGGUCCUCGUCGUGACCCUUGACACUGUCACCCUGGCUUGGCGGCCCACCGACCUCGAUCAGGCGUAUCUGCCCAUGGUCACGGGCACGGGCAACUCGGUCGCCUUCAGCGACCCCGUCUUCCGCAAGAAGUUCGCGGAACAGAACGACGGUGACGCCAUCGAGGACAAUCUCAUCAGCGCCUCCCGAUACUGGAUUAGCGAGGCUUUUCCGGGCGAUCACCACAGGUGGGAGGACCUGGCGCUGCUGAAGAAGCACUGGGAUGGCCCCAUCGUCCUCAAGGGCGUGCUGAGCGUCGAUGACGCUAGGCUUGCCGUUGAGCACGGCAUGUCGGGAAUCAUUGUCAGCAACCACGGCGGCCGCCAGCUUGACGGCGGCGUCGCAUCGCUGGAAAUGCUCCCCGAUAUCGUCGAGGCUGUGGGCGACAAGCUCACCGUCAUGUUCGAUUCCGGGAUCCGGACGGGGGCUGACAUCGUCAAGGCGCUCGCCCUGGGGGCCAAGGCUGUUUUUGUUGGACGCCCCGCCAUUUACGGACUGGGCAUCGCGGGCAAGGAGGGCGCAAAGGCUGUGAUUGCUGGGCUACUCGCUGAUCUCGAUUUGACCAUGGGAUUAGCCGGCUUCAAGAGCAUAUCCGACCUGAAGCCGCCUAUCCUGCGGCAUGUUCGGUACGGCGGAGAUGUCAAGGCAAAUCUUUGA